ACGCCAGCGCUACGGCGCGUUCGCUAUGUAUAACCGACCUAAUUUAUUUUUUAGCGUGUUUUUAAACAUGGCGGCGCCCAGCGUAAGCGUGGUUUUUCUUUGGCACACUCAACUGCGCCAGGGUCACUGAUCUUGCCCCGACUGUGGUGUUAUAACGCGUCUGAAGUCGGUCUCACGUGUUCGAGGAAUUUUAUUUAUCAAGUAACCGAUGGCGUCUGCGGCCCUCCGCACGUGGCUCGCAUCUGCGCGAUGCCUGCGCUGUAGCCGAGUCGUAGCGAAACGGGCGCAUCUCUUCGCUUUUGCAACGCCCGAAGGAGCUGUGAAGUUUUGCUCUACUCCCAUCUUCAAAAAAGAUGCAGCAGUUCCAAAAGAAUCAGCACACAGUAUUGGCGGGCCCCAAUACUUCAAGUCGCUUUACUAUUCAUCACACGAAACAACGGAACACCAAACAGAAUCUCUAGUGGCACCUGCUUCGGAGGGGAACUCAGAAGCUGCUGUCUUUCAGUUACCCAACAUUGCUGGACUGGAGAGCGAUGACCUUAGCACCUUGCAAAAUGAGCUUGCCUGUGAAGUCAAGUUAGAUGCUCUGUCUGAAGACGUGGACGCCGAGUUUCUUGACGGCAUGGGGCCCGCUCUUCCGAAGGCUUUCAACCUAGCCGCGUAUGCCAACAAGUCUAUCACAGUGCAGCGAUUUGUGCAACUCGGUGUCGACUUGUCAGUGUUGGAGAAGAAAGGACUUGGCCAAGAGAUUAUCACACUUGACUUUAAGAAGGAGGUUGAGCCAGUGAUUCGGUUUCUGACGUCACAAGGUGUGCCAGCCGAGCGGCUUGGAUGGUGGUUCACGAAAAACCCGCACCUGUUCAGGGAACCUCUGGAGAACCUCCAGGUGAGAGUCGAUUACCUGCUGUCAAAACGCUUCUCACCGGAGGCCGUGACAAGGAUUCUGAGCAACGCACCACUGUUUCUGGCCUACCGUGUGAACAGCAUGGAUUAUCGCCUGGGCUUUCUGCAACGCGUUCUCUCCCUGUCUGGUGCUGAAGUGCGCCAUAUCGUUACACGUUAUCCCAAGCUGCCAACGGGCAAGUUACAUUCUAUUGAGUGCAAUGCCUUUUCAAUAAAAGAGGAGAUGGGCUUCAGCGUGGAUGAAAUGAAGCAGCUGAUCAUGGUUUGCCCGAAGCUCCUCAUAUCCAGCCGUGACAAUAUCGUCAAAGCUUUCACCUACCUUCACGAGGAAGCUGGCCUGAGCCAUGCGCAGCUGAUGCAAUUUCCCGCCAUAUUGCGCACACGCGAAUGCAUCUACAAGCCUCGUCACCAAUUUCUCGUCAAGCUGGGUCGGGCACAAUAUGACCCAAAGGAGCCCAACUACGUUUCUCCAAAAGCAUUGGUAACUGGUGUUGAUGCUGUGUUCUGCGAAAAUGUUGCCAAGACUUCCGUGGACAAGUACAAUGAGUUUCUAAGGACCCUGUGAUGUGUGCAGCUUUGAAAAUCGUACAGAAAAAUAAAUAGCGGCUCGAGAUGUAGCCGAGUACAAUGAGGAUGAGCUCUUCAAGUCUUCUGCUUUAAAUAAAUGCUUUUAAAUCAACUUUGA
This is a messenger RNA of Rhipicephalus microplus (southern cattle tick), 1588 nucleotides long. It is a transcript of the gene mTerf3, whose product is annotated as mitochondrial transcription termination factor 3. Gene Ontology annotation, biological process: mitochondrial transcription; regulation of DNA-templated transcription; mitochondrial ribosome assembly. Lineage: Eukaryota; Metazoa; Arthropoda; Arachnida; Ixodida; Ixodidae. The record is from RefSeq and is a predicted model, not a curated record. Gene Ontology annotation, molecular function: double-stranded DNA binding. Gene Ontology annotation, cellular component: mitochondrion.